GAGCGACAUCCAUCAGACUCUCUGCUGCACUCUCGGAGGUACACUCUUCAGGCUGCACCCCACCGACACUCUGCCGGGCUGUCACACCGAGAUCCAGGCACAUUCUGGUGAUCUCCACGCGGAUUCCCCUCUCCACCAGGACCGAGGGAGAGAUGCGCCGUCUCGGAGGAGGAGGAGGAGAAGAACAGCAGCAGCAGCAGCAGCAGCAGCAGCAGAUACACACACCUGCGAGCAGGAUCUGAGUUUCUGUAACGUCAAAGAAAGGUUUAUUGCGGGCAUCACUAUGACUGAUGGGGAUUAUGACUACCUUAUAAAGCUCCUUGCCCUGGGGGACUCCGGCGUGGGGAAGACGACCUUCUUGUACCGAUACACAGACAACAAGUUCAACCCAAAGUUCAUCACCACAGUCGGCAUCGACUUCAGGGAAAAGAGAGUGGUGUACACAGCGUCCAAUCCCAAUGCGACGACAACAGGGAAAACCUUCAAGGUUCAUCUGCAGCUAUGGGACACAGCUGGACAGGAGAGGUUCCGCAGCCUGACAACGGCGUUCUUCCGGGACGCCAUGGGCUUCCUGCUGAUGUUUGAUCUCACCAGCCAGCAGAGUUUCCUCAACGUCAGAAACUGGAUGAGCCAGCUACAGGCCAACGCGUACUGUGAGAAUCCAGAUAUCGUGUUGAUAGGAAACAAGGCGGACCUGGCCGACCAGCGAGAGGUUCAGGAGAAACAGGCCAAGGAGCUGGCCGAUAAAUACGGGAUCCCGUACUUUGAGACGAGUGCAGCGACUGGGGCGGAGGUGGACAAGGCGGUGAUCACGCUCUUGGACCUAGUCAUGAAGAGGAUGGAGCAGUGUGUCGACAAACCGCCUGCCGAUCCAGCCAAUGGCAACGGAGCCACGAAGCUCACCGCAGAGCAGCCCAACGAGAAGAAAUGUGCAUGCUAGAUGAAGAACGAAACGACCAUUCAGCGCUCUUCUUUCAUCCGUCCGUUCUACUCACCACAUCUGUCCUUCUUUUACCUUCUGCUUCUGUCAUCUUUGCAUGUUUCUACCUCUUUUUCACUUUCUAAAACUAACCUUUAACCACAUUCUGCUUCUCUGUAUUCUUUUAUUCUUCUUUCUCCUCCCAUACUGUUUGGCAAUGACACAACCCCGUCCUCCCCCUAGUGGGCAUUCAAGGAAUUACAGUCUUAGCCCGAGGAAGUGAAAACAGGAGGGGAUCGUUUCAUCGCUGUCAGACGCAUAAUGUGCCUCAUUUCCAGUAAAACAUGCAGCCUGGGAGUUAAGCUCUGCACGCUCCCACCUGCUCUGCUCCCAAGUCGUUUGAAUAAUCUAAAUUGAUCUCUUAAGGCAAAAAAAAAGAGAAGAUGUUUACAACUUCAAUUUGAUGCCACAACAGUACAUUACUUUGUAACAGAGGUAAGAUGUUACCUCCUUAGGCUAUUACUUGAUGACAGCAGGGAAGAGGAGCUUGACAUCAGGUGUGUGUGUGUGUGUGUGUGUGUGUGUAAAUGAAGUCCUCUCCUGAAGCCUUUCCUCCUGGACCAGGGAGAGCAAAUGUUUCCUCCUCCCCAGUUUCAAACUGUUUGAUCAUGCGAUGCUGUACCUGUAUGAGCCAUGUAUGGACAUUUUCCAGUGAUAUGGUUCACGUUUGCUCCUAAAAAUGUAGCUUACACAGUUGGCUACAGUGUCAUGGCAGAGCUCUUAACCCUGUGUUAGAGAGGCUGUUUUUUUUUUACACUAUAGGUCAAAUGACAUGUGAUGACAGCUGAAUCUACAAUGACAUUGCAGAUCAUUUGGGAGUAUAUUGAACUUUAUUUUAGCAUUUUUCACAACUAAACUGUCAUCUUUUUAUCACAUAAAAUACAUACUAAUAGUGUUGCCACUAAACUAAAAAGAACUACCUUGGAAAAAGUGUAGCAAUGAGCUAACCGUCACUUACUUGCUGCUUGCACAUCUGAUGUAGCUAGUUAGCCACAAAUUAGCUAACGUAGGAUAUCAGUGCUCGGUAGUGGUAGCAGUUGCCACAAACUUUAUGCUAAUUCUGACAAAAGCAACCUGCGUGUUUCAGAGUUUAUUUAGUUACUCAUUUGGAAACAUUUAGAGAAAUACAUAGCCCACUUCUUAACAAAAUCGUGCUAUCAAGAUUAGCUUGCUAGCUAGGUUGUUGUGGCUGUUGAGUUGUUGCUUUUAGCUAACUUAGUUUGUCAGUUUCUUACAUGACUGCCAUUUAAUUAAGAAAAUAACUGUCUAAAUACGUUUACAUUACCUUGAUAACCUUUAAUUCUUUGUUCCCAUGAUUAUUAUUUCCCAGCAUUACUUCAAACAGUACGGAACAACAAGUGCUAAAGCUAGCUUGUUGUUAGCAUUUUGAUCCCACUUUUAUUUUGCAGUUUAGUUUACCUUCAGGUUAGUGUCAGACAUGGCUGAUUAUGAUUUGUAUAGUAUACACCAAUCUUAUUGUACAAUGAAUAUGGGUACAGCAUAGCAAAUGGGAAGUGGACAACAAAAAGCCUACAUAUAUGUAUAAUAUUAAUAGGGUGUCCUAGACCAGGAUAGGAUUACUGUUCCAAACUGAUCUACUGCCUUGGCUUUAAAGCUUUGUUUCACUGUGGCGGAGCACACUUUGCAUGAGUUUGAGAUCAUUUAGCAACAAACAUCAGUUGCUCUGGGGAUGCUAUGUCACCAUUAAUUGCUAUCAGUUCAAUGUAAUUAAGAAAAUACUGGUGAAUUUAUGAAUGGUGAGGAUGACUAUGUGUUUGAGAUUAUUAUGGGAGUUGGGUGACAUCAGCUUUCAGGGCAGCUGAUUUUCCAUCUCUUUAUUACAGCAGACAAAGUGAAGUAUUGCUUUAAGGCCCCAUACACGACCAAUCUUGUUGGAAUACAAAGUGACCAAUUAUUUAUAUUAAAAGAAAUGUAAAACAUAGAUUAAUAUUUCCAUUGACAUAUUCGUUGUGAUGUCCUUUCCUUUUUUGUUUUUGUUUAUUCCAAAAUAAUAUAUUCCAUAUUGUUUAUUAUUCAUAUUUGUUAUUCUUUUCAUUUCUAUCACGGUUUUCAAUGUCCCCACAAAUGACGUGACAAAAUGCGUCUCUUAUAUGAAGAAAAUACAGUAUUUUAAACUCUUGAAAUGUACAGUGGAGAUGGUUUUCAUCCCUUGAAGUUACUGUGGACCAACUUUUUGUUGUGGUUUGUGCAUGAUUAACACUAUAUUGUUUACUUUUUUCAUUGCAAUCCCGACCACAGAGCAGUUGCUUUGCAGAAAAACUCAAGAAUUCCCACUCAUAUCGAAGCUAAAUGCCACUGAGUUCAGUUCAAAAAUGCUGCAUGCAAGCCCUUUACAAAGAAAUCCUGUUCAUUUAGACGUCACGAAUCAGCUUUGGGUCCAAGAUGAUUUGUUUUUGUUGGUUUUCCUCAUAUCAUGUUACACCUUGAUCUGCCUUACUUCUUGACCCAAGUUGAGGUGCACCAGAAACAUGGGACACUCUUGCUACCUGCUGCCGGCUCAGUCCUUGUCAUUCAAUGAGCCCAGGGGCACGUUUUAUAGCAGUCCCAACUAAGAAAAGUAUCACAGCAGGACGGUAAAGUGGUUUGAAUUGUACUAAAACCAGGGGCUCUCAAUCGGGUAAUGCUAUGUCAAAUGUAAAUGUGACUUAUUAAUGACAACACACUUCUGUGGUCAUUGUAAACCGUAUCAGUGUUUAAUCUCAGUUUUGUUUCAGUAAUAUCUUUAGUAUCGUGCCUAAUGGAUACAUUAAAAACAAAUCUAAUUAAAGCGUCAUAGCCCCUUUGGCUUCACUUCAUUGUCACCUAUAUUUAAUCUACCAGUGUGCCAAAUUAAAAAGAAAAAGAACCGCCACACACACAGUGUUUGUUUUCUACCUGUGCACUUAGAGAAAAACUGCCUUCACGAGUCGAACAUGUGUUUUUAUUUGGUGCAUUAAUUUCUUUUUAGUUUAAAAAACUACCUGACAACAGCUGAUCUCAGUGCCAUAUAAAAAAAAAUACUAGUUUUUAAAUAAAUUUGCUGUCUUUAAAGACUUGCAUUGUAUUCUCUCUAAGUUACUCAGCAACCUAAUUGAUAUUUCCUAGAGAAUCCAUCUAUAUGUUAGGGUUUCUUGUUCAUGCUGAUCACCUGCUUGUGUUCUUUCUGUUCAAAUCUGUAUAUUAAGUCAUUUAAUCAUAGUAUACAGGUUACAUAUUGUUUUUAACUCUUAUGGAAGCAGCUCUGUGAAGUCCUCUCAAUACAAGUUAGUUUAAAUCAAGUUAGUUUGACAGUCAUUAAGCGAGAUAAGCGGGUGUUAUUACAGGAGAAUCGCAUCCUCUCGACCUUUAAGAAGUCAAUUGAAUAAUUAAUUGUUUGAACACUGACUUUAUGUCACUGUAGAAAAGUUUUAAAGUUAUAUUCAAUUUCCAUUUCAUUGGAGCGUUGAGUUCUUCUGAGGAAUAUACUUCCAGGGUCGCUCUCCUUUUUAGCUCCGUUUUGGUCUCCACCAUCUCUCAAUUGUGCCGUUUAAAUAGCUGCAUAAUUCCCACUAAGGUCAUCUUUUAUUUCAUUACACAGUCCAUUGUUACGUAAAGAAGAUUGGAAAGUGCAUCUUUGAAAUGAUCUUUCACAUAUACUGUGUGUAAAAGGUGUGUACAGAGCAAAUGUGGUAGACUAUUUGACGAGGCACAAUGACAAGUGAAGACGCAGGACGACGUUAAUUCUCUAAGGUGGAAAUAUUUACGGUUAUAGAAAAAUCUGUGUGUGGCUGUUUCUUGAAAACCUAUGAGAGUUAGAGAUCUAUCAAUGUUGUUCAGUGUAUGCUGCAGAACUUCCUCAAGGCAGGAGUUAUUUCAGUCGUGGUUGAUGCCAAAAACAAAAUGUUGCUAAGGUAUGUGGUAUCUAUGCGGGGAAAGGAGUACCUGUUAAGGGAUUAUUGGGUGAGUAUUUGUUCAUCAUAAUUACUUUUGGAUAACGAAACAACACUCCAACGGCCAUAAUCAUACAACUAACACCAGGGGAGAAAGGUUGCCAAGUGCUGAUUAAAUUACAGCCACUCAUCUGGUGUUUAACUUUCAAAGAAUUAUAUUUUAAAAAAACGAUUGCAAAUGUAACGCAAGCUCUUUGUUCAUUUACUUACAAUAUCAAAUGUCUCCAAUCAAACAAAGAAAAGGUCCAAAUUGAAAAGGCAUAAGCAAAGCCAGGUUAAUGGUAGUUGUUCGUACUAUUGAGACCUUGAGUCAACAUAUCUAACGUGUCUAAACCUCUUUUUUUGAGCCAAUGCCUUUUAUCGUGACAAUCCUCUGAACCGUUAUUUUUUAUCCAAGCCGUUCUUCUUCCGUUGCUCAUUUGAUGUUCAUUUUCUCCGUUUUUAUUCAAAAGUUAUGUUUCAUUUCCAUUUCCACUACAGCCAUUCUCAUUGCCUUGCUCACGCAGCAUCUCUUCCGUACGUCUUGAAUGGUUUUGGGAUUCCCUUUUUGAAAGUUUACACUGUUUGAAAAGUCAUGUUGUGCCUGUUAUUAACUCUUCUGUCUGUAACGUUUGUGAGCUACUGAAUAUUUUCAUGCAUUAUGGAUUAUAGAUUACAAAGCAGAGGCAAAAAGAGACCAGAAGUUGUGAUGAUUUUGUGCCCGAUUUCUCAAAAAACAAUGAAUCAAUCCAAGUACCUCCUAAGAGCUUUUAUUUUUGGAAAAAUCCUCUGUGUGAACUCUCUCUGAUGCCUGCGGUUUGUAGACGUUUCUUCAGUUCUCACUGCGUGUAUCGAUGCCUGUGUGUUUGUUGGGUUUGUUGCACCGUCAGCAUGUUUGACAUUAUGAGAAUGAAAUGACCCGUGAUGCGUUUAAUGUUUCUGAUGUCAGAGCUGCAAAUAAAUCUGUUUGUUUUA
Eleginops maclovinus (Patagonian blennie) is the source of this 5862-nucleotide messenger RNA. RefSeq names its product RAB27B, member RAS oncogene family (gene rab27b). Bases 284 to 940 code for a protein of 218 amino acids. NCBI's taxonomy places the organism in Eukaryota, Metazoa, Chordata, Actinopteri, Perciformes, Eleginopidae. Gene Ontology annotation, cellular component: plasma membrane; dendritic spine; trans-Golgi network transport vesicle. Gene Ontology annotation, molecular function: GTPase activity; GTP binding. The transcript has 6 exons. Gene Ontology annotation, biological process: regulation of exocytosis; neurotransmitter receptor transport to postsynaptic membrane; cilium assembly. The record is from RefSeq and is a predicted model, not a curated record.